This is a messenger RNA of Aspergillus nidulans FGSC A4, 1156 nucleotides long. It is a transcript of the gene eb1, whose product is annotated as microtubule-binding protein BIM1. Gene Ontology annotation, cellular component: microtubule plus-end; spindle midzone; cytoskeleton. Gene Ontology annotation, biological process: nuclear migration along microtubule; protein localization to microtubule. The record is from RefSeq and is a predicted model, not a curated record. The coding region runs from base 158 to 898 and encodes 246 amino acids. NCBI's taxonomy places the organism in Eukaryota, Fungi, Ascomycota, Eurotiomycetes, Eurotiales, Aspergillaceae. The transcript is spliced from 6 exons. Gene Ontology annotation, molecular function: microtubule binding; microtubule plus-end binding.
UUCUAUCUCCUAUCUACUCGUCUUAGACGAUAUAACCACACGAGACAGUUAAUCCUGCUUAUACACACAGACUUCUAUCUUCUGCCAAUCUUUUUUUUUAUCCAUCCUUAUAUCUCCUCCUCUUGCCAGACUUGACUCCUCCAAAACCUACCCCACCAUGGGUGAAUCGAGACAGGAACUGUUAGCAUGGCUCAACAACCUGCUGCAGUUGAAUAUGACCAAGAUUGAGCAGUGCGGAACCGGAGCUGCGCUAUGUCAGAUUUUCGACUCUAUUUUCAUGGACGUGCCCAUGUCUCGAGUAAAAUUCAAUGUUAACACGGAAUACGCCUACCUUCAAAAUUUCAAGAUCCUGCAGAAUGUUUUCGCACGUCACCAGAUCGACAAGCCAAUCCCCGUCGAGUCUCUCUCCAAAUGCCGGAUGCAGGAUAACCUGGAGUUCCUCCAGUGGACGAAGAAGUACUGGGACCAACAUUAUCCGGGAGGAGACUAUGAUGCGCUCGCCCGCCGGAAGGCCUCCGGGGCCCCUCCCGGCUCUGCGGGCACUUCGCGUGCAGGCGCAACCUCCGCUAGCAGCGCCCGGCGUGGAACCACUCCCACCGUUGGACGCGCGCGCCCUGCUGCCGGAGGAGCCAGCUCUGCCACUGUCGCUGCACUGCAGGCGGAACUCAACUCAACCAAGGAGGCGAUCAGUGGAUUGGAGAAGGAGCGCGACUUUUACUUUGCCAAGCUUCGGGACAUCGAGUUGCUGCUCCAGAAUGCGAUCGAGGCGGACCCGGAGCUGGAGAAGGAUGACGAUUCACUGGUGAAGCACAUUCAGGGCAUUCUUUACUCUACAGAGGAAGGAUUUGAGAUCCCUGCCGAGGGUGAAGUCGCAGGUGAUGAGCUGGAGACGUUUUAAGGCACCCGGCCUAUUAAUACCCUUCAUCAUAACAGCGUUGAAACAAUUCCUCUACACAUUCCUGGCGAGUUUUUUUUUUAGUCUGUUUAUUUUUGGUCAUGGGCCACGGGGUAUGGUCUAGAGGUGCACGUUUAGUAUUCGCCAUAUUGAUGGCGUGUAUAAUUGGAUGACUGAGGCUCUCCUCGCCCAUCAGAUAUCAUCUCGGAUAAGGCUGAACUGAAGCAUUCCUAUGCCGCAUUCCUCGCGCGGAUCUACCCU